ACGUUAGAUUACAUAUAUAGUAUUGAGUGGUUUACACUUCCACCUGGCGGUUCGAUACGAUAUUACAAGGUAUUUCACCGAUUUGAAAAAUUUGCUUUAGCUUUUGUUUAUGAAAAUGUCAUAUUCACGUACUGCUGAACAACUAAAAGCUAAUUUUCUUUUACAUAAAAUAAGAAUUUACACCACAGAUUUGUUUCAUGUUGGUAACAUCGGUGCUAAAAUGAUCAAAGAGUAACUCGAUGAAAUGUUGCACCAUAUCGUCAAAUGACGUAAAAAAGAGAAAAGAACAGAAACCAAAACGAAGAAAAUGAACACGAAGGGAAAGUAAAAGUAUUUCACUAUGAAUAUUUUACAUGAAUAUUAUACAUAAUAUUAAUUUAUGUAAUUCUCACAACGUCCCUACUGCGAUCCUGUAAACUUUGAAACCUAGUCGUGACGUCGAAGAUGUUUUGAAACGUCACUGUGACACAUUAAAGCAGCAGGUUUUCAAAGUCACUCACUAAAGCCACGACUUUUUUGACCGGACCAGCUUUCUUCCUCUUACUUUUUCUCCGCCACUUUCACGAGAGAAGGUUUUCACCACAACCGGUCAUCGUGACAGCUUUUCCUUCCACGGAGUCCGCGGUCACGCCUCUUCUCUCACCGACCGAACCACCGAGCGCAGUCCACCGCAGCGUUAAAAUUGAGUCACAACCGCUAACGAUAUUUGGUGAUGGCUUCUACGUCAACAUCGACGGCAGGAUCAUCUCCGACGUCUGACUCAGAACGAUGUCACCCAGGAGGAGUCGAAGCGCUGAACCUGAAGGUGGGACCAUUGAGGAGAAACCUCUUUGGACCUGUGGACCACCAGCAGUUGGAUAAGGACCUGAAGAGGUUGCUGAGCGUGGCCCUGGAGGAAGCCAACAAACGCUGGAACUUCGACUUCCAGAAGGACAAACCAGGAGAGGGCUCUAAUAUCGAGUGGGAGGCGCUGCGGUGCCAAGAUGUACCAGCGUUUUACCACAGCUACCUGAUGAGACCAGGGGCAUCUGGACCGGGGAAGAAGACGUCAUCAGGCCAGGCUCCUACGAUGUCCACCAGUGUGUCCGGGUCUGAUAACCUCAAGCCGGCCCCAAGGGGGAGCUACAGUCUGAGGCAGUCAGGGAAACACAGACAGUCUGCUAUCACAGACUUCUUUAUGGUGAAGAAAAGGAGACCCCCGGAGCAUAAGACAUCUUCUUGGCAGUAGAGGCGAACAGGAAGACCCAGCAGAGGACUGGUGGUCCAACCUCACUAUGUACGACUGACCACAGUACUGACUGACUAGUUAAUGAAACAGACUUUUUUUUUUAUCGUAUUAUUAAUAUUUGAUGUAUACCGUGUUUAUCUUAUUUAUCAUUUUCCUCAGCUGACUAUAAUGUGAAAAUAUUUUAAAUGUACUAUUAAAGGUUAAAGGUUUAUAACACGUUAUUUUCUUAAAUAUGGUUAAUUAAAAAAAAUGAUAAUGUUCAAGAUUUGUAAAUGUUUUUAUCUAUGAACAAAGUAUGACUUUUUAUAUACUACUCUAGUGCUGCUCAAAGGCAACGAGUCACUUUUCUUUAAAAUGAGCAGUUAUUGCUCAUUACACUUCUCUGGUUUACAUUAAGUUGUAUUGUUAAAAUGUUAAUUACACAGGUGUGUGAUGAGUUUUUACCAUUGUGAACACUGUGGCAGCUGAGGGAAUGGUUGUAUUUUCAAAAAAUAAAAAAACAUUAACAUAUUUUGGUUUUUGAA
This is a messenger RNA of Cynoglossus semilaevis (tongue sole), 1752 nucleotides long. It is a transcript of the gene cdkn1d, whose product is annotated as cyclin-dependent kinase inhibitor 1D. Gene Ontology annotation, biological process: signal transduction by p53 class mediator; regulation of mitotic cell cycle. Gene Ontology annotation, cellular component: nucleus. The record is from RefSeq and is a predicted model, not a curated record. The transcript is spliced from 3 exons. Gene Ontology annotation, molecular function: cyclin-dependent protein serine/threonine kinase inhibitor activity. Bases 713 to 1228 code for a protein of 171 amino acids. Lineage: Eukaryota; Metazoa; Chordata; Actinopteri; Pleuronectiformes; Cynoglossidae.